AACAUGACCAAAGUCACUGGUUUUUGUACACGCCUCCUUCCAAGUACAUGGCCAGAGGAGUCUGAAGUGGGUGUGGUCUGUGAUGGCGUUCUGACAGACUGGGCACUCUUGUGCACACUUCAUUCCACCCCUUUUCUCACCCUGCUGCUGCCUCCUACCUUCCUCCCUCCUGUGCUCCCCUGUAGUCUGGUCUCGCUCCUCUCUAGGGCUGGUGCUCGUCUGAGGGGUCGCCGUGCACGCUGACGCUCAUCUCUCCCAGCUAAGCAUGGUUCACAGCAGCUGUACGCGCCAAGUCCUCCUGCUGGGGUUUGUAGGGCUCUUGGUGGCCUUCACACACUCAGAGACGGUUGCAGGUCCGGCUCCAACUCUCCAAGGAGACAACCAGGACACAGUGUCUGGAGGAGGACCCUAUGAUGUCACCACCAAAGACCCGUACCAGGACAUGACCCAGAACUCCUUCACCUAUGACUACGAAGACACCACGCACUUCCACACUUUGGACGAGGAAGGGGAAGAAGGUGUCCUGGGGGUCGGAGCCAUCACAGCUAUCGUUAUAGCCGUCUUCCUGGGAGCAUCUGUCCUUCUUGCCCUCAUCGUGAUCACACUCAGAAAGUUCACCGCUUCCUAGAGGGACUUCUUCUCAUUUACUCUGUGUGUGUGUGUGUGUGUGUGUGUGUGUGUGUGUGUGUGUGUGUGUGUGUGUGUGGUGUGUGUGUGUGUGUGUGUGUGUGUGUGUGUGUGUAUAUGUUAGUACAAGUGUGUGUUACUUUUGUUCCUCGUCUUACCAUUCGUCAAUCACUUGGUCUGUCCACAGCUGAAUAAUCAAGUUUUUUAACUGCUUUAUCUCAGAUGUUUCUUGGUAUAUUAUUUUAAACAGGGUAAGCUGGUUCUGUCUCACUUGUAACAGCUGCUCACCAAAGAUGAACUGGUUUAAAGAGGUCAUGUGGUGCAAAUUCUUUUUAUUUACUUAUUAUAGUGACAUAUGGUCAAGGCUUUACAUUAAACGUCCCCAAAGUGCCACAGUUCUCUGGCUUUUCAUGUAGAAAUUUCUCUACUACAAACUAACUUUAGACCUGAAAUGAUUUGUUUCAAGCUUCUGUGACAUACGUAACACCAGUCCAAACUGCACUAUGAAACAUGGCCAAUCAGCCAGACUUCUGCCUGUGUGACGCACACACAUGGUCUCUGGGAAGGACGACAUGCAUCUUCUAUGAAGGGAGAGGGGGCGUGGCAAACAGUAGAUCAUCUUCAUUUAAAGCAGCUGUAACAAACAAGUGAUUUGAAUAUGACUCAGAAAGUAAAGAGCCUGUUUUGGACACAAGACAAAUUCUUACCUCACAUAUAAAAUGAAUAAUUACAUUUUUUGAGUGGAUUUAGGGAAUGAACAGAGUCAGGAAUUGAAAGACUAUUUCAGUUUUAUUAUUAUUACUUUCCCUUAUAUGAAACAUGUUACUUGAAAUGAUUCUUAACAGCAUUUGUCCCAAAUUGUCAUUUUGCGACACUAAAUUGUUCCAUCUCUGCUCCUUUUCUGUAACGGGAAAUUUUACCUAAGUCUAUAUUUAAGGAUUCUUUAUUGUUAUACCAUAUAUGCUUCCAUGUGACAUGAUAUGAAAGUAGGUUUCAAAAGGUCCUGGGGGUUAAAUAUACUAAAACUAGACUAUGGAAUAUAAAUAAAUAAGAGCAAUAAUAAAAUAAAAUUAAAUAAAAUUAAAAGCAACACAGUUGUAAUGAGCAGCAUGACAGAAUUAAUGGACAAAAAAAUUUGGUUGUGCAAAUAUACGGUUGUGUAGAAAUCCAGUUAUUGUGCAAAGCACUGGUGUACACAAGGCCAAGGUGUUGUGCAACCAAGGUAUUAAUAGGUGUUUACCCAUCCGUGUUAAUAUGCAGGAAGCAACAGAGCCAUAGUGCUCCACCGAAACUCAACAGCUUCUGGGAAGAAGCUGUUUCUCAGUCUGGUGGUUCCGCACCUGAUGCUCCGCAGCCUCCUGCCCGAAGGGAGAGGAACAAACAUUGUGCUUGCCUUGUGGGUGUGAUCUUUUUUUUUAUGCUGGAGGCCCUUUCCCUGUAUCUAUUUGUGUAAAUGUUCAUGAUGGUGGGUAGGCUGCCUCCUACAGUCCUCUGUGCAGCAUUCACAACCGUCUGCAGAGUCUUCUCUGGUUCUGAGCAGUUGCCCUACCACACAGUGAUGCAGGAGCACAUAACACUCUCCACCACACACCUGUAGAAGGCCCCCAGAACAGAACUGCCAAGUCCAGCACUCCUCAGCCUCCUGAAGGAGUGCAGGUGCUGGUGUGCCUUCUUGACCAGGGCUGAGGUGUUGUUGCCCCAAGUGAAUUCUUUGGUGAUUUUCAAGCCCAGACAUCUGAAGGUGUCAACUGCUUCCACAGCUGUUCCUCUGAUGUUGGGGGUGGGGGGGGUGGUAUCUGUUCCUCCUGAAGUCCACAAUCAACUCUUUUGUCUUCUUCAUGUUGAUGCAGAGGUUGUUGUCUUUGCACCAGCCUUCAAAGUGUUCAUCCUCCUGCCUCUAGCUGGACUCAUCGCUGAUGCUGAUGCAUCUCAGCACGACUGUGUCAUCAGUGAACUUCACUAUCUGACAGCCUGGGUGUUUCGCUGUGCAGUCAUAAGCGAGCAGAGUGUACAGAAGGGGUCUCAGCACACAGCCCUGAGGGUGAUGGAGGACGAGAUGAUCUCGUAGAUCUUUAAAGACUGCAGCCUGUCCGUUAGAAAGUCCAGGACCCAGUUACAGAGAGAGGUGCCCAAUCCAACUGUUGAGUUUCUGCACCGGGGUCUAUGGUAUUAUUGUCUUGAAGGCAGAUGUGAAGUCCACACAGAGUAGGAGGAUGUAGGUGUGCUUGUUCUCCAUGUGCCUGAGGGCCUUGUGGACUACAUGUGCAAUGGUGUCGUCUGUUGAUCUGUUUUUGCAGUAGGUGUACUGGUGUGGGUCCACAGUGAUGUCGAUGGAGUCCUUGAUAUGUGCCAUGAUCAGCAUCUCAAAGCACUAUGUGGUGAGGGCUACCGGCCAAUAGUCACUCAGGACUACACACUCAAAGGCCACUUUAUUAGGUACACCUUGCUAGUACGUGGUUGGACCUCCUUUUGGCUUCAGAACUGCCUUAAAUCUUAAUGGCAUGGAUUCAACAAAGUGUUGGAAACAUUCCUUUCUUCCCCAUUCUGAUGGUCGGUUUGAACUUCAGCAUGUUGUCUUCACCAUGUCUAGAUACUUGAAUGCAGGGUUGCUGCCAUGUGAUUGGCUGACAGGUGUACCUAAUAAAGUGGCCGGUGACUGUAUAGCCUAGGCCUCAUCUAUGUAGUGUUGGCUGAGAUAUGCAAUCUUUGAUUUGUUGGUUUAUGAAAAUCAAACUAUUAUUUUGAGAAUGGAUUAAUUGUUAAAGACUUUAGAAAUUUAGACAAUUUUCUGGUUUAUAAAACAUACUUUAACAUGGAAUGUAUUUACCAUAUUUUCUUAUAAAAACAUGAUUCAAACUUAUUACAUCAUAAUGUGAAUCUUUUCACAUGAAAAUGUAGGACUUUUACUUGUUUGAUUUUAAUGUGGUAAGUUUGUAUAAAUAAAGUGAAAAGGCUGUGAAAAAAUAAAAAAAUUCAUAUAACAUUUUACAGAGCUUUUAUAACUGGUGUGUCAACAAAAUGCUUCUGUACAAAUCAUCAGUUAAAUGAGAAAAUAAUCUGUAAUUAUUAUUUGCUCCUGUGUUGCUUCCAAACCGUCUCUCUGACAAAGAUGAGCGAAUAUUUUCUUCUUUCGACUGUUGACGCUGAAACGUGGCAGGUUUCUCUUCUGCAGACAUUUUUCACAUUUGUCCAGGUGUCACUAAAAAAUGCAACAUUAGAAACUGGCUGGUUCUUCCAGUGGAAACUAGCAUGUCCAUACUCAGUUUUUUUGUCUUUAAAAAAAAUGCUUUAUGAUCAUGUUUUGUGAUUAGUCUUAUAUUUGUUUUAUUGGAUUUGCUGGAUCCUGCAUGUGUCUUUGCGCAUUUUUGGUCUCACUUUUUUUCCAUUUGUUGCAAGAAAAACUUCAAAAUUAUUUGCUUACAUUUUUUUAUAUUAGUAUUUUACUGUACUGUGUUGGAUUUUUUUCAACAAUAUGACCUAUUUCAAAGUUUUGUAGUUUGUAUUGCACCGUUUGCAAACAUUUACUAUGUCAAAAUAAGAUUUACAAAAAAGAAAAAGUAAAAAGAAAUGGCAGACCUGAGCGCAAACAGGGUAUUUUAGUGUUUGUUUUUAUAAAUAUACCGGUGAGGUUUGAAGGAGGUCGUAAAUAUGUUUGUACUGUUUUGGGAACCUGUGCCAUAAUUUUGUCUUUUUCCAGUAUUCCUCUGUGCAUAAAAAUGACAGUGUACCCAUGUGGUUUCAGAUUUACAGUCAGUCAAUAAAUAAGAUGCCAAAAGUCUGA
Thalassophryne amazonica is the source of this 4408-nucleotide messenger RNA. It is a transcript of the gene snorc, whose product is annotated as secondary ossification center associated regulator of chondrocyte maturation. Bases 266 to 628 code for a protein of 120 amino acids. Lineage: Eukaryota; Metazoa; Chordata; Actinopteri; Batrachoidiformes; Batrachoididae. The transcript is spliced from 3 exons. Gene Ontology annotation, biological process: cartilage development. The record is from RefSeq and is a predicted model, not a curated record.